UGACAAAUCAGAAAAGAAGUCGAUCAUUACAGAUGGUGUGAUAAGAGCGACAGGGCAACCAAUGCCCUGUGUGUCACCAUGAAACACUUUCAUGGAGGAAGAGAAAGUGUUUGUUUGCUCUGACACUGUGAAACCUUACCUACAGACAACUUCCUGCUUACAGUAUGGUAUCAUGAAAACACGUUGUGGAGUAGUGAGAGGUUAGAACCAACCCUUACCCUUUAAACCACAAAAACUCACUAACUACUCACCCAUUGGAUGAUAAAGCUGUCAUUCAUGGGUUGAGGGGGCGGGAAGAAAGGUUUUAAGUCCUUAUGUCACAGUCACAUGGAUUCUCAUGCGGUAGAGACGCGAGGCAGAGGGAGGCACAGCAGCGCUCCCAUCAGUCAGCAGCACAACACUUACGUCCCAGCCUGCACACGCUCUUGAGGCGAGGAUAUUGACGGUCCUCUGCAUGGCCACAGAGCCUCAGGAUGUAUUUAAUGAUCACAGCCAUGAAAGCUCAGAUUGAGAGUAUUCCCUGUAAAAUCUGCGGAGAUAAAUCAUCAGGGAUUCACUAUGGUGUUAUCACCUGUGAGGGAUGCAAGGGUUUCUUCAGGAGGAGUCAGCAGGGCACUGUGUCAUAUUCAUGUCCUCGGCAGAAGAGCUGUCUGAUCGACCGUACCAGCAGAAACCGCUGCCAGCACUGUCGCCUGCAGAAAUGCUUGGCAGUGGGCAUGUCAAGAGAUGCUGUGAAGUUCGGCCGGAUGUCUAAGAAGCAGAGGGACAGUCUGUUCGCAGAGGUUCAGAAACACCGUCAACAGCAGCAGGAGGAGAAGGCGGGUGAUGAGACGGAGAAGGGGCGGGAACCUCAACCUCCUGGAGAGGCGGAGCCACUCACGCCCUCUUACGCCCUGUCCACCAAUGGCGUCACAGAACUCCCCAAUGACCUCAGUGGAUACAUGAACGGUCAAACCCCAGAGGAGAGAAAGGCGGAUUCAGCGAUUGGUGGAUUUUACCUGGACAUUCAGCCCUCUCCAGACCAGUCAGGUCUAGACAUGGACGGCAUCAAACUAGAACCAGUGUGCGACCUCAGCCCAGACUCGGGCUUAGAUCAGUAUUGUUGCUAUAGCAGCGGAGAAUCUUCACCUCCUGACAAUGACCUAGAACAUCUGUCAGAGAACAUCUGCAAGUCUCACAUGGAGACGUGCCAGUAUCUUCGGGAAGAGCUACAGCCCAGCAACUGGCAGACAGUUUUACAGACCGACCUGGACGCGUACCAAAAGAAGUCUCAGGAGGACAUGUGGCAGCUGUGUGCGGUUAAAGUCACUGAAGCUGUGCAGUAUGUGGUUGAGUUUGCCAAGCGCAUUGAUGGAUUCAUGGAGCUGUGUCAGAACGAUCAGAUCGUGCUGCUCAAAGCAGGUUCUUUAGAAGUUGUGUUCGUGAGGAUGUGUCGGGCGUAUAACUCCCAGAACAACACUGUCUUUUUUGACAGCAGAUAUGCUGGGCCUGAAGUCUUCAAAGCAUUGGGCUGUGAUGAACUUAUCAGCUCAGUGUUUGAGUUUGCGAAGAGCCUGACCUCUCUACAGCUCAGUGAAGAUGAGAUUGGCCUGUUUUCAGCAUACGUGCUGAUGUCUGCAGAUCGUUCCUGGCUGCAGGAGAAGACCAGAGUGGAGAAACUCCAGCAGAAGAUCAAGACUGCCCUCCAGAACCUCUUUCAGAACAACCAGAGAGAUGAGGGAAUUCUCGCAAAGCUUAUCUGUACAGUGUCCACCGUUCGGAUGUUAUGCCGUCACCAUAUGGAGAAACUGAACACAUUCAGAGCUCUUUACCCAGAGACGGUCCGCACACGCUUCCCUCCGCUCUAUAAGGAGCUGUUUGGCUCCGAAUUUGAGCAGGUUCUGCCUCAGGAGGCCUGAUAGAGACUUAUCCUAAUACUGCACAGAUUCAGAAAAUAGAGAUGGAAAGAUAAUACUAACAUGCUGACACGAACUCUAAGCUCACUUCAGCCUCAGUUCACGUACACUUCAUUCUCACAAAGCUCUUCUCGGAGUCCAGCUACACUUUGAACUUGCCCCACUGGUCGUGCACCAGAAGGCUGGCGGUCUGAGGAAGAGGAAACUUCAGAUGCAAGAAAAAAACAAACAAAAAAAAACGAUUGAUGUCUUGUAAUAUGCCUCAGAGCGUUCCUCCAUGCCACAGCUUUAUCUUUGAGCCUCCUGUUCUGACUGCAUGAAAUCUCAGUGGAAACGCCCAUUGCAUUUGACAGCCCCAGCAGCGCCCUCUACUGGCCGUAGACAGUCAUAGGCGUCUGACUGGGGUAGACGAAGACAGGAAAUGACCGUCUGGGGCUGAAAUCCCUGUCUUCUCUCUCCGGUGCCACAAUGAACAGCCCACGUUGGUGCUAACAUCCCAGCACUGCCCUUUACUGGCCUCUUCCAGUAUAUACAAAUUCAGCAGGGACAUCAUUUGGCGAAACCACUGCCCCAGGAGAAGACAUUGGACAAGGCGUGACAUGGGACUCAAACAAUGAGACCUGAAUCACUAUCAUACUGAAACUUUUCGGAUCAAAUGGCACAUUCGGAGGCAGUGAGCUCAAAAACUUGCAUAUAUACUUGUUAUAUGGUUAGUUAAAUCAUGCAAUGUAUGAUGUACAGAACCUAACGAAAGGUAGCACUUUGUGUUUUUCCCAGCAAUAAACGAGUUCAAAUUAAUUAGUCGAAAAAGCCUGAAGGAACAUGCUGUUAUUUUAGAUCUGUGAGAUCUGAAAUACUUGUUUGUGUUUUGUUCAAUCUCGGUCUUUUAAAGCCAGCUCGCGUUGUUGUGUAGAUGGCGGUGUGAUGCCCUGUUGUGCCAUAGUGAUCCUGUAAUCAGAUUUCUGUCAAAGUGAGCGAUGAUUGACAGAUCAGGGGCAUGCGCUGACAUUCCAGAGGAUCUAGCGGUUUGUAUUAAAUGUCAUGGGGAUGGAGGUGGUUGGCGUUGUUCCUAACGGACCCUUUUUGAGAUAACGUCUAGACGUCUUUUGCACCUAGUAAUGCAGCUCAUCAGGGAAGAGGAGAGAAUAAAAAUGGUCGCUUAUUUUUUUCUUUCUUUAAUUUGCAGCUGUGUACACAGGCUUGUUUUUUUAAAAGAUGUUGGAUCUUUUUGUCAGCUUUUUUGUGUCCCUUCAACACACGCAUUUGAAUGCAUUUAGCACACAGCGUACAUACAAGGACAAGCAAUAACCUUAGUGGAGAUGUUCCGAUCUGACAUCUCUGUUUAAUGUUUUUUUGUAAGGGCUGGCACUGCUUUACCUGUACUUGUUCGUAGCUGUUCCGUGAAAGACAAUCCAUCAAUUAUCUGACCUCAUUACAAGGGUAUUUUGGGACUGCUCAGGGAAACUAUUGUUUUAUAGUUGAGGAGGAGAGUGAACGUGUCAGAAACUGCAAGGAGACGGCGUUAUAGUUAAGGUUGAUUGAAAAAAAAAAAA
Messenger RNA from Carassius auratus (goldfish), 3448 nucleotides. RefSeq names its product nuclear receptor ROR-alpha-like. The transcript is spliced from 10 exons. Gene Ontology annotation, biological process: regulation of transcription by RNA polymerase II. The coding region runs from base 474 to 1898 and encodes 474 amino acids. Gene Ontology annotation, cellular component: nucleus. Gene Ontology annotation, molecular function: RNA polymerase II cis-regulatory region sequence-specific DNA binding; nuclear receptor activity; zinc ion binding. The record is from RefSeq and is a predicted model, not a curated record. Lineage: Eukaryota; Metazoa; Chordata; Actinopteri; Cypriniformes; Cyprinidae.